Aspergillus puulaauensis is the source of this 339-nucleotide messenger RNA. RefSeq names its product TOM13-domain-containing protein. Gene Ontology annotation, cellular component: mitochondrial outer membrane. The transcript has 2 exons. The record is from RefSeq and is a predicted model, not a curated record. Gene Ontology annotation, biological process: mitochondrial outer membrane translocase complex assembly; protein insertion into mitochondrial outer membrane. Bases 1 to 339 code for a protein of 112 amino acids. NCBI's taxonomy places the organism in Eukaryota, Fungi, Ascomycota, Eurotiomycetes, Eurotiales, Aspergillaceae.
AUGGCUUCAAACGAGGCCGCCUCCGUCUCCAACUCAACACCAGCGCUCUACGAGUCCGGUCUAACGAUCCCCUCCGAUUCGGAGAUCUAUUCAGCCAACCAUGACGCCACUUCAACCUCAUCAGACUCGCCUUUGAUCCUCUACAGGCCCUCGCCGACGCUCUGGAGCAUCGUCCGUGGUGCUGCAAUCAACCUGGUUCUUCCGUUUGUGAAUGGCUUGAUGCUUGGGUUCGGUGAACUAUUUGCACAUGAGGCAGCGUUUAGGCUGGGGUGGUCUGGGACAAAAAUCUUUCCCACGUAUCGGCGGUCUAGGCCUGCAGCCGCGGGGCUCGGAUUAUAG